This is a messenger RNA of Aspergillus mulundensis, 1095 nucleotides long. RefSeq names its product glycoside hydrolase family 16 protein. Bases 1 to 1095 code for a protein of 364 amino acids. The record is from RefSeq and is a predicted model, not a curated record. NCBI's taxonomy places the organism in Eukaryota, Fungi, Ascomycota, Eurotiomycetes, Eurotiales, Aspergillaceae. The transcript has 2 exons. Gene Ontology annotation, biological process: fungal-type cell wall organization; carbohydrate metabolic process. Gene Ontology annotation, cellular component: fungal-type cell wall. Gene Ontology annotation, molecular function: hydrolase activity, hydrolyzing O-glycosyl compounds; glycosyltransferase activity.
AUGACACUCUUUCGAAACCUGGCCCUUCUAGCGGCCUCUAUCGCCCCUGUCGUCGCACAAACGUGGACGCACUGCAAUCCCACCAACCAGACUUGCGACCCCAACCCAGCGCUCGGAACAAACUACACCUGGGCCUUCAAUGAGACCCUUGACGACCAGAUUUGGAACGUGACGAAUGGCGAGAUCAACUACACCGAGGAUGGCGCUGAAUUUACAAUCGCGAAGAAACUCCAGUCGCCCACUAUCCAGUCCACCUUCUACAUCUUCUUUGGUAUUCUCGAAUUCCACGCCAAGAUGGCCAAGGGCGGCGGUAUUGUUAGUAGCGUGGUCCUGCAGUCGGAUGACCUAGAUGAGAUUGACUGGGAAUGGGUCGGAUACAACACGACGGAAAUCCAGACCAAUUACUACAGCCAGGGAGUUACGAACUACAAGAACGGUAAAUUCUUCUAUGUUGACAACGCCGACACGGAAUUCCACAACUACACCACCUACUGGACAUCGGAGAAGCUGGAAUGGUGGGUGGAUGGCGAGCUCCUACGGACACUUACCUACGAUGAAACUACGAACAGCACUGGAAGCACCUAUCCGCAAACGCCCUGCAAUGUACGCAUCGGUAUCUGGCCCGCCGGUGAUCCCAGCAACGCCCAGGGUACGAUUGAGUGGGCUGGGGGUGAAGUCGAUUACGAUGCAGGCCCGUACACGAUGACUGUUAAGGAUGUGCGCGUGCACGACUUCAACAGUGGGAAGGAGUAUGAGUAUGGUGACAAGUCUGGCACCUGGGAGAGCAUCAACGUUAUCAAGGGUAACUCUACCGCCUCCGAGGAGAUCAACAAGCCCAAGCCCAAGUCGCUGUCGGAGAAAUGGGACGAUCUGCCUUCGGGUGCCAAAGCCGGUGUUUACGUGGGAGCCGCCGCUGCCGGAGCGGUUCUGCUCGCCCUGUUUAUCUUCUUCUUCAUCCGCCAGCGCAAGAAGGGCCGUCUCGAGCACGCCCUUGACGACGCCAAGUUCGAAUCCGAGCGCAAUGAGAUGAACACCUACCAAGGCAACUGGAAGCAGAGCGAAUGGAGGAAUGGGGGCUACCAGCCCGUGCAGUAA